UCUCCCUUCCUCGUAGGAAAUAAACAAAAGCCAAAUCAAUAAUAUUCCCACCAAACCACCAUAAACCAGCUCUUCACAGCCCCUCGUGCACGCUCCCUGUCUCUCAAACGUACUUGCCUGGGAGUUCUCCAAUGUUUUUGCUGAAAAGCAUAAACUAGUUCAACAACAUGAUCCCAGCAUGUUUCAGCAAUCCCAGCACGCUCUCAAGUGCCUCUCAAGUGCCUCAAAAUCUCAUAUCAUGUAUCUACCAGACUCAGCUCGGCAACUCACCAACCUAUCUCACACUCGCUUGGUCAAAAACCCUCUUCUCUCACUCCCUAACCAUCUACGCAGCUGAUUCUUUCUCCAUCACCAUCUCUUUGUACCCAUCAGCCUUUUCUCUCUUUAGAAACAAACCAGGCUCCAAAUCCAUCUACUUGACCCACCACCAUUAUAAAAAAAUCAAGCUUUACUGGGACUUCACUAGAGCUGAAUUCACUCACAACUCGGCGGAGCCGGAAUCUCGCUUCUACAUUGCCAUUUCUUGCAAUGCAAGAUUGGAAUUCUUGCUAGGUGAUCUGUGCCCUGAGUUGACUAGGAGGUCCGGGCUGGUCAUAGCUCGCCAACUGGGUGAACCGGCUCUGUUGUCUCGGAGGGAGCAUGUGUUUGGGCUCAGGAGUUAUGUGUCCAGGGCUAAUUUCUUGGGGUCCAAGCAUGAAAUUGAAAUAGAGUGCGGUGGGGGUGUGCUUGUAGUAAAAGUUGAUGGUGAAAUUAGUCUUGUUAUCAAGAGGUUGGCUUGGAAAUUUAGAGGCAAUGAAAGAAUUCAAGUUGGCGGGCUAGAAGUUGAAUUCUUUUGGGAUGUGUUCAAUUGGGUCAACAACAACAACAAUUGUAACAAUUACAACAGUCUUGGCAGUGCUGCCAAAGGUCAUGGUGUGUUUAUUUUUCAAGUUGGUGAUGGUGGAGUGUGGCCUGAAAUGGUUGGUCCAGAGAAUAGAUUGAUCAGGAAGAGCAUGUCCAUGGCGGGGCCAACAUCGACUCCGCGGCCAAUGUCCUUGUCAUCGCCUUCUCCGUCGUGCUCUAGUGUGUUGCAAUGGGCUGAGGAGAGUGGUGAUUGUGGGAGAAGCUCAUGCUCUUCAUCCACUACCAGGUCAUGUGGGAGCAAUAGUGGAGGGUUCUCUUUGCUGUUGUAUGCUUGGAGGAAGGAUUGAAGCCUGAAAAUGUGGAUUCUUCAACGAGCUUUCAAAUUUGUGGAUCAUUGAUACCUUUUUAUUUGAUAAAGUGUUUGGAUUUUGAAAAUGCUUCAAAUUAAUACAUGUUGUGUUUGCUGGUUUUUUAAAGAAGGGAGGAACAGGCACAAAUCGGAGCUCAAAAAGGUCAUGCAAUGACCUUGGCAUGAAAGCUUCCAGUUGAUGGCAAUCAUUAUCCCCAGCAGAAAUCAUCUUUCACUGCAAGACUUUCUUCUUUCAAACCUGUUCUUAAGUGGCAAAGACACCAUGUUCAAAAGCCCCUAAUAUUGAUCAGUAGCCCCACACGGCCAGAAACUGAAAAGCAGAGAGAAACAUCGCUACCAUGCGCGCACGCACCUCCACCAGCACCUAGGAUUCUCAGAUACUUGCGUCAAACAAGACUGAGAAGGUUGGUUCCUUUUUAUUUUUUUAUCAGUGUUAAAACACUGCCUGCGCGAAAACACGAGUAGCUCUCAUUACUAGUUGAUGCACUGCUCCUGCAUCAUUACAAUAGUUUUCCUUUUGUCCUUUUCUAA
This is a messenger RNA of Populus nigra (black poplar), 1744 nucleotides long. RefSeq lists its product as uncharacterized. The record is from RefSeq and is a predicted model, not a curated record. The coding region runs from base 168 to 1190 and encodes 340 amino acids. The transcript has a single exon. Lineage: Eukaryota; Viridiplantae; Streptophyta; Magnoliopsida; Malpighiales; Salicaceae.